This is a messenger RNA of Closterium sp. NIES-65, 6915 nucleotides long. The record is from the annotation of a GenBank genome assembly. Lineage: Eukaryota; Viridiplantae; Streptophyta; Zygnematophyceae; Desmidiales; Closteriaceae.
AUGGCCGCGGCCCCAUUGCCGCCCUUUCAGGCCCCUCGCGGCCCCUUCACGGCCCCGUCGCCGCCCUUUCAGCGGCCCCGUCGUCGCCCGCCCUUCAGCAGGCCCCGCUACGGCCCCGCUACGGCCCCGCUCCGGCCCCGCUUAGGCCCCGCUACGGCCCUACUACGGCCCCGUCGCCCACCUGCGGCCCCGUCGCCCACCUGCGGCCCCGUCGCCCACCACAGCCCUGUCGCCACCUGCGGCCCCGUCGCCACCGGCGGCCCCGUCGCCACCUUUGGCCCCGUCGUCACCUGCAGCCCCGUCGCCCGCUGCGGCCCCGUCGCCACCUACGGCCCCGCCACCUUUGGCCCCGUCGCCACCUGCGGCCCCGCCUACCCUUGCGGCCCCGUCGCCACCUGCGGCCCCGUCGCCCGCUGCGGCCCCGUCGCCACCUGCGGCCCCGCCACCUGCGGCCCCGUCGCCACCUGCGGCCCUGAUGCCACCUGCGGCCCCGCCUACCCUUGCGGCCCCGUCGCCACCUGCGGCCCCGUCGCCCGCUGCGGCCCCGUCGCCACCUGCGGCCCCGCCACCUGCGGCCCCGUCGCCCACUGCGGCCCCGAUGCCACCUGCGGCCCUGUCGCCACCUGCGGCCCCGUCGCCCACUUCUGCUCCGAUGCCACCUGCGGCCCCGCCCACUUGCGGCCCCGACCCCGCCCCGGCCGGAAAGUCGUUUUGAUCACGGGGGGUGGCUCGGGAAUAGGCUUGGAGAUCUCGAGGCAGUUCGGCAGGCACGGCGCUAGGCUCGCAAUCAUGGGUCGGAGGGAGGCGGUGCUACGAGCAGCAGCAGACGAGCUAGCGAAGGAAGGGAUCGAGGCCUUGCCUGUCAUUGGUGAUGUGAGGCGAAAAGAAGACGCACACAGCGCCGUGGCUGCUACUGUGGAGAGAUACGGCCGCCUAGACGUUCUCAUCAAUGGCGCCGCUGGAAACUUUCUGGCAGCUGCGGAAGACCUUUCAGUGAAUGGCUUUCGAACAGUCCUUGACAUAGAUGCCGUGGGCACGUUCAACAUGUGCCUGGCUGCCAGGCCGUUCCUGCCACCCAACCAUCCACCCUCUUUUCGCGUUCUGCAUCCUGAUCUUCUCAUUCCCUUCACCCUUCCAGUGCUUGACAUCGAUGCCAUGGGUACAUUCAACAUGUGCCUGGCUGCCAGGCCAUUCCUGCAGAAGGGGGCGCGUGGCAGGGCGGAGGAGGAGGGAGGGGGAUCCAUUAUAAACAUCAGCGCUACUCUGCACUACACCGCUGCUUGGUACCAAGUGCACGUCUCGGCUGCUAAGGCUGCAGUGGAUGCCACCACCCGGUCCUUAGCCCUCGAGUGGGCAACGGACUACGGCAUCCGAACCAAUGCGAUAGCUCCGGGGCCGAUAGGUUCGACGCCAGGCAUGGCGAAGCUGGCGCCGUCAGAGCUGGGCAUCGAUGCCGGGGAGCUCAACCCGAUGCAGCGCAUGGGUGACCCUUGGGACAUUGCUAUGGCUGCUCUCUACCUCACAGCAGACACGGGGAAGUAUGUGAACGGAGCAACGCUGGUGGUGGAUGGGGGGGGCUGGCUGCGCCGUGCUCUGUUGCGCGCAUACAUUGCUCUACACAUCCUCGCCCUCUUCCUCUUCCAGCUGCCUCUCUCACAGCACUGGCGGCCCUUCGAGCAGUGGGGCCAGACACUUGGCCUCUUCCGAUUGGACGUGAGGGGGAUUCUGGAUCCGCGGCAGCUGCUGCAUGUGCUGGAAACGGCUCUCCUGCUCUCCGCCUUUGCACUGCCUCUCAGCCUUCUUCUUUCCUCUCCCUUCUCCCCUGUUCCCUCUCCGAUCUCUCCUUCACACCAGCUGUCUUCCCAUCGCUCCCUCGCUACCUCCCAUCAUUCUUCACGCACUCGGUCCUCUUCCCGCCCACCCUCGUCUCAAGCUCCACGCCCACACUUGCACCCAACCCCUGGCCUCUACCCACAACGUUCCUCCCAAACCUCCGCCUGGCUCGGGCCGAGCCUGCCUCUUUUAGCUUCGGAAGCAUCCCAGAUUCUGUAUCAGGUGAUUGAGGAGGAGGAGGAGGAGGAAGGGGAUGAUGCGGCUGGGGAGGAGGAGAGGGAAGAGGAGGAGGGCGGGGAAGGGGAAUGGGAGCUGGAGCAGCAGGAGGAGGUAGUUGCAAAAGCGCUAGCAGCUAGAGUGAGAGGGGCAGGUGUGGGAGGCGUGCAGUGGCGAGGGGGGGCACAGGCGAGGGGUGGGUUCGAGAACAGGGAGCAGCAGAGAGGAGAGAAAGGGGGGAAUUGGAGGGGAGAGAGGGAUGUGCCACUGAGGCAACUGGGAGCAGGCAGUGCAUCGAGAGGAGAGGAGUUGGUGGGGGGAGGUGCAGACGCUGAGGAGGAUGACAAUGGGAAGGGACUCAGACGCCAGUUUACUGCCUUGUCGUGGUCGUCCGCAUCUCAGCAGCUCUGUGCCACCCUGGUCACCAUCUACCAAGCUAUUGGGCUGCAUCGCUUCCCCAAUCCAGCCCUCCCCCUUGCUCUCCACUUCACCACAGCACUCCUCCUCACAGCCUACGUCUUUGCCUGCACCGCCAUGCUUGCCUCUUCUCCCUCCUCCUCUGCCUCUUCUGCCUCCUCUUCCUCCUCCUCUGCCCCUAUCACUUCCUCCUCUUCCACCUCUGCUGCAGAUGCUUCUGCUGCUUCUGCAGCAGGGAGCAUUGACAGGGGUGACAAUACGGGAGGGAUCAGCAGUGGUGGCGAAGCAAUGGCUAUGCCAGCAGCAACACAGGACAGAGAUGCAGUGGCAGCAGAAGUGGCAGCGGAACUGGCAGCAGCAGGGCAUGAUGGGUGGCUGUGCUUCCUGCUCUCCUUCUCCCUCUGGGCUGCCCGCCUGCUCGCCUUCUCUGCCUUUGUCCUCCUUGUGCUUGUCCACGCGGCAGACAAGCUCGCCCUGCUGCGUGCCCCCUAUGUGCUACUACUGGUGAUGCUGCUGGUCUACCCCUCACGAGCCCAUGCUGUCUACUCAGCCUGCAUCGCCUAUUCCUCCCUGCAUCUUCUACUGCUCUUUGCUGCCACUGACCCUGCAUUGGGGCAGCUCCCUCUGCCCGCUUACUGGAAAGCCCUGCUGUCACUCCUUGGUAUUCCCCCUGCCCUGACCCCCCAGGCCAUCACCCCUCCAGCCGGCAUCCUCCUGCUUGCCUACGCCAUGGCUCGCGCCCGCUCCUCCCUGCAGCAAUCCCUUGCUACCACACACUCUCUCCCCCACCACCCCUUCCCAUGGCCGCUGCUCGAGCUAGCUGCCUCCUGCCCGCCUCCCAUGGCUGCUGCUCUUCAGUUAAAGCCGCACCCAGACAGUCUCCUCCUGCCUCCCUCCAAGGGCCCUCCCUGGCCGUAUCUCUGCUUGGCGUACCCGUCUGCCUUAGCAACAGAGGCCAACACCUACUUCAUCCUCACUGCAUUCUUCACCAUUCUAACCCAUAUGCACCCAUCUGCUGUCUCCCUCUGCUUCCUCCUCCUCCUCAUCAUCUGGGUCUGGCUCUUUCUUUGGCCAUCCUCCUCCCGAACCUCCUCCCGCACCUCCUCCCAAACCUCUUCCCAGCUCUCCCACCAGACCUCCUCCCAUGCUGGAAGAUCCUCCUCUGCGUUGCACUCCUCCUCCCAAACCUCCCGCCUGCUCAUCCUACACUGUCCCACCGCCCUCCCCUGCGCGGCGUUUUUCGCUGCUCUGUAUCCUGUCAGCGCGAUAGGAUUUGGGUUUCUGCUGCUGGCGGUGCUGGGGUGUGUGAGGCUGAGGGCUGUGAGGGGCACGGCGCCGAGAUGGAUGUUCUUAUAUGGAGGGGCGGCGCUGGUGGUGGAGUUUGGGUUCCAGGUGGUGGUGGCACAGUGGGGGCUGGCGGCAUGGGUGGACCAGCACAGCGCGAUUCUGCAGGUGGUGGUGGCGCAGUGGGGGCUGGCGGCCUGGGUGGAGCAGCACAGUGCUAUUCUGCUGGUGGAUGGUUGGGUCGCAAGGAUUGUGGGGUAUACGUGGCUGGGCCUUGUCUUAUAUGAAGACACCGCUAUUAGCACUGUAGCAGGGGGGCGAAUGUGGGCUUUAACAUCCGGGUGUACUGCCAAAUCGGUGCUCCUAGCUGCUUGCCUGCUCCACCAUGCCUCCUGCCACUGGCUCGCCGAGCUUCCUCCGGAGCUUCGGGCCGACCUUAAGGGCGAGCUGUGCAUGCUGUUUGUGCCUGCCGAAGCUGUGGCUGCGGCUCGGCAUGCUGCUUCGGUGCAUGCAGAGGAAAUGACGGUGAGAGGGGGAGAGGAGGGAGGAUUAGGGAGGGGAGUGGGAGGGGGAGGAGGAGAGGUGGGAGGAGGAGGAGGAGGAGGAGGAGGAGGAGGAGGAGGAGGAGGAGGAGGAGGAGGAGGAGGAGGAGGAGGAGGAGGAGGAAGGGGAGGAGGGGGAGGAGGAGACAGCUCAGAGAAGGACGCACAGAAGGAUUUUACCCCUCCUCAAAGCCAGAUUGGGAGAGGCGAGGGAGGAGGUGGAGGAGGAGGGGGGUCAAACUUAAAGCGAGCAUACAAGCUGAUAAGUUUCCGGUCGUGGAGUGUAGGGGACUUGGAGAAACGAGCACGAGGUGCUGCUGAUGCCUCCUCCUCUUCCUCGAUCUCCUCCUCCGUUUUCUCUCUCGGAGGGUCAUGGAGGCGAGGGGAGAAGGCAGUGAGUGGUGCUUUGCUGGAACGGCAGGAGGAGGAGGCUCACGUUCAGGCAUGUAGCGUGGAAGAGAGGGAAGAGGAGGGUGAGGAUGGGUUCUUUGAUGGAUAUGAUGAUUAUUUUGAUGAGGAGGAUGAAUAUGAUGAGGAGGAUGAGGAGGAGGACCAAUCAGAGGAGGCGCGGCGGUACCGGCAGCAGCUGCGGUCGAUGUGGGCAGCGGUGCAAAACACAGUGGCACACUUCUUUUCACUCUACGGAUUUCAUCGCCUUCUUUUCGCUCUAGAACAUUGUCUCGCUGCUCUGUACCCCUCUGUUUAUCAAAACCCCUCCCACGCCAUCCCGUUCCCCUCCCAUUCCCUGCAGGUGGUCGUGCUGUACCUACUGGUUGCCAGUUUCGCAGUCAAGAACAUUGUCUCGCUGCUCUGUGGCCGUGCUGUACCUACUGGUUGCCAGUUUCGCAGUCAAGAACAUUGUCUCGCUGCUCUGUACCCCUCUGUUUAUCAAAACCCCUCCCACGCCAUCCCGUUCCCCUCCCAUUCCCUGCAGGUGGUCGUGCUGUACCUACUGGUUGCCAGUGGUCGUGCUGUACCUACUGGUUGCCAGUUUCGCAGUCAAGAACAUUGUCUCGCUGCUCUGUACCCCUCUGUUUAUCAAAACCCCUCCCACGCCAUCCCGUUCCCCUCCCAUUCCCUGCAGGUGGUCGUGCUGUACCUACUGGUUGCCAGUGGUCGUGCUGUACCUACUGGUUGCCAGUUUCGCAGUCAAGAACAUUGUCUCGCUGCUCUGUACCCCUCUGUUUAUCAAAACCCCUCCCACGCCAUCCCGUUCCCCUCCCAUUCCCUGCAGGUGGUCGUGCUGUACCUACUGGUUGCCAGUGGCGGUGCUCUUCCUGCUGGUCGACUCGCCAGUUGCGCAGUCAAGAACAUUGUCUUGCUGCUCUUUGUGUUCCUUCUGAAUGAAAGACCCUCCUAUGCCAUCCCACCCCCCUCCCCUCAGGUGGUGGUUCUCUUCCUGCUGGUUGCCAGUGGCGGUGCUCUUCCUGCUGGUCGACUCGCCAGUUGCGCAGUCAAGAACAUUGUCUUGCUGCUCUUUGUGUUCCUUCUGAAUGAAAGACCCUCCUAUGCCAUCCCACCCCCCUCCCCUCAGGUGGUGGUUCUCUUCCUGCUGGUUGCCAGUGGCGGUGCUCUUCCUGCUGGUCGACUCGCCAGUUGCGCAGUCAAGAACAUUGUCUUGCUGCUCUUUGUGUUCCUUCUGAAUGAAAGACCCUCCUAUGCCAUCCCACCCCCCUCCCCUCAGGUGGUGGUUCUCUUCCUGCUGGUUGCCAGUUUCGCAGUCAAGAACAUUGUCUCGCUGCUCUACACAUCCAUCGUCGGCCUCUGCAUCGCUCUCCCUCCCCGCCUCGUCCGUCUGCUCUGGCCGCUCCUUACAGUCACCUUCGCUGCAAUCACCCUCUGGCAGUACUACAUGCUCGCCGGCCCCCCUCCCUUCCACCACCCCCCGCUUGCACCCCCUCCCUCACACACCCCUCCUGCAUCCCCUACCUUUCACUACCGGACUGGUCCCCCACCUCCUUUUCAUUACCCUUCCGGACUCUCUCCCUCGCACACACCUGGAUCGCUACUGAAUCCACAGUCGCCUCAAGACAGGCAGCGUUUUCUUCUGAGCGUGUUCCUCCCACCACACCCUCAUCCUAGCUCGCUCUCGCUCUCCUUCCCUCCGCAAACGCACCCAAGCUCUCCCUUAAACCCGCCUGCCUAUUUCCCUAACGGGCUCAGCGAAAACUCUCUUUGGCAUUCAGCGGAGGUUAGCAACGUGAGCGGAGGAGGGCUAUUCAGCAACAUCAACAGGCGGCCGCACCCACCCAAGACGCACAGCCGCAACUGCCAGGACUGCUGGCGCAGCACAGAUUCCAAGGACCCCACCUGCUGGGACUGCUGGCUCGGUGAGUGCGGUUGGUGCCCGUAUUUCCCGUACCUGCCCGCGCUGUCAUGCAACCCGUUUAGUAUUGUCGGGCUGUAUAAGUAUGACUACGGGCUGAGGAUGGACACGAGGAGUGCGGUGGUGGAUCUGACCAUGUUUGUGCUCAUCACCCUCUUGGCUCACAGCCUUAAGUCGGAGCUCUUCCAGCAAGUGCUGCUCUUCACCACCAAGCAGGAGGUGAGUCAACCAACCUGCGUGGGUGGACUAUACAUGGGUAGGCACGUAGGUGCACCAGGGGAGUGCAGUGCGUGUUAG